CUUCAAUGCCGCUAAAGUUUGCUUGGAAAAUCUCUAUUCUCUUUGCCAGGAAACAUUACCUCGAUCAUGGCGUACGCAUCGCCAGUGCCUACAUUCUGGUACAUCUUCAAGAAGAAAUCCACCGAGUGCUUCUCGGCUCUCCCUUACGUUUGCACGCUCCUGACGGUGCUCUUGGGCCUCUACUAUGGUUGCAUCCGCCCAAACGGCAUGCUUAUCAUCACCAUCAACAUCGUUGGCAUCACCUUCGAGGCCACCUACCUCGCCAUCUUCAUCACGUACGCUACCAAGUUUAGCCGGAUCAAGACGGUGAAGCUAGUGUUGCUCGAUCUGGCGGUGUUUGGCGUGGCGGUGCUUCUCACUAUGCUCCUCUCGCAUGGCAAGCUCCGGGUGAUGCUGGUGGGAUCGAUGUGUUCCGCCGUGGCCAUCUCAAUGUACGCUGCUCCACUCUCAGUCAUGAGAAUGGUGAUUCGCACCAAGAAUGUGGAGUUUAUGCCCAUCACGCUCUCGGCCUUUCUCGCCGUCAAUGCUUCGCUCUGGUCGGCCUAUUCCUUCUUCUCUCGCGACAUCUUCAUCGGGAUUCCUAGCGCGCUUGGAUCGCUCCUCGCCAUCGCCCAGGUCUUGCUCUAU
Molecule: messenger RNA, 627 nt
Organism: Selaginella moellendorffii
Lineage: Eukaryota; Viridiplantae; Streptophyta; Lycopodiopsida; Selaginellales; Selaginellaceae
Product: bidirectional sugar transporter SWEET15
Exons: 5
Biological process (GO): carbohydrate transport
Cellular component (GO): membrane
Molecular function (GO): sugar transmembrane transporter activity
Source: RefSeq, a predicted model, not a curated record